Molecule: messenger RNA, 4066 nt
Organism: Benincasa hispida (wax gourd)
Lineage: Eukaryota; Viridiplantae; Streptophyta; Magnoliopsida; Cucurbitales; Cucurbitaceae
Product: type I inositol polyphosphate 5-phosphatase 12
Biological process (GO): phosphatidylinositol dephosphorylation
Molecular function (GO): phosphatidylinositol-4,5-bisphosphate 5-phosphatase activity; protein binding
Source: RefSeq, a predicted model, not a curated record
UACUGUAAGAAAAUGGAUGAAGGUGAUGACAAGAAUGGAGGUGGUUCCGGUGAGUUGGUGAAAGCAAAGCAAUAAUGUCCAAAGAAUUCUGUAAUGCUUCGCCUUGCUUCCCGCUCUUCCUGUUUCCUUUUCUGCAGAAUCGUUCAAUUUCCUCUUCCAUUUUCCAUGGUUCUAUUUCAACAGUUCUUCUCUCUCUCUCUCUUCCUUCUCUUUCGGAUCAUCUCCCGUUUCCCCCCUUGUCCCAUUUCCCAUUCUCAAUCAACAAGAAUCUUUCAUUCUUCGCAUUUUCACUCAUACCCAUUUCCCCAUUUCUCCUCUAAUCCACCUUUCUUUCCACCCCUUUCAUGGACGAUCGGAUUGAAGACGAUGAACGGGAGGCGUUGGCGGGGUUGAGCUCCGUCCCUCCUCCUCGGAAAUCCCAUUCUUACAGCCAGCAGCUCCGAGCUGCUUCCGAUCAGAAGCGUCACCAGAUUCGCAAGCAUAGUUUGGAUGAGGACCAGAUUCCCAAAGUUAUGGAUGCUUACUACGAUUCUUCUGAUGAUGAAUUCCUUCCCUAUUCAACCACGUCGGCCAUUGGAGGUGAGGAAUUUCCCUCCCAGAGAUUGGACCAGAAUCUCUGUAUGGACGGCGGUGGAGGCUUCGAUGAUUCACGCCAAUCGCAGGCAUUGGCGGAGUUCGUCGGCAGCGGUGGCUCCACUGGGGUUUUCAAGGUUCCGAUUCGCGCCGCCGUUCAUCCUGGCCGGCCGACGUGCUUAGAGCUGAGGCCGCAUCCAUUGAGGGAGACACAGGUAGGGAAAUUCUUGAGGAAUAUUGUGUGUACAGAGACGCAGUUAUGGGCAGGGCAGGAAUGUGGGGUUCGGUUCUGGAAUUUUGAGAAUGCUUAUGAAGCUGGCAGUGGACUGGGUGGGAGGGUGAGAAGGGGCGAUGAAGACGCUGCCCCUUUUUAUGAAUCUACCAACACCUCCCCCACCAUGUGUUUGAUUGUUGACAAUGGGAACAGAUUGGUUUGGAGUGGCCAUAAGGAUGGGAAGAUCAGAUCAUGGAAGAUGGAUCAGUCUUUGGAUGACAUGCCUUUCAAGGAAGGGCUUUCAUGGCAAGCCCAUCGUGGUCCUGUUCUUGCUAUGACCAUAACUGCUUAUGGUGAUCUGUGGUCAGGUGCUGAGGGUGGUAUUAUUAAGGUCUGGCCAUGGGAAGCAAUUGAAAAGUCUCUAUGUCUUUCGUCAGGGGAAAGGCAUAUGGCUGCUUUACUUGUAGAGAGGUCAUAUAUUGACCUGAGGAGCCAAGUAACAGUUAAUGGUGUCUGUAGUAUAUCUUCUCAAGACGUAAAGUGCUUGUUAUCUGAUAAUGUUAAAGCCAAAGUUUGGUGUGCUGGGGCCCUAUCCUUCUCACUGUGGGAUGCUCGAACAAGGGAGCUUGUUAAAGUUUUUAGUGUAGAUGGUCAGACUGAGACUCGAGUUGAUUUGCUAACAACCCCUCAAGAUCAAACAGUGGAAGAUGAGAUGAAAGUAAAAUUUGUUUCCACAUCCAAAAAAGAAAAACCACAAGGCUUUCUCCAGAGGUCUCGCAAUGCCAUAAUGGGAGCUGCAGAUGCUGUUCGUCGGGUUGCAAAGGGAGCUGGGGCAUUUACAGAAGAUAUCAAGAGAGUAGAGACAUUAAUACUGGCCAAGGAUGGCAUGAUUUGGAGUGGAUGUACAAAUGGCAUGUUAGUGCAGUGGGAUGGAAAUGGUAACCGGUUGCAAGAUUUUAACCACCACCCUUAUGCUGUUCAGUGCUUCUGUGCCUUUGGGACGCGGAUGUAUGUGGGUUAUGUGAGUGGAGUUAUCCAAAUAGUGGAUCUUGAGGGGAACCUAGUUGCAGGAUGGGUUGCUCACAGUAGCCCUGUGCUAAAAAUGGCUGUGGGUGCAGGAUAUGUUUAUAGCUUGGCUAGCCAUGGUGGGAUUCGUGGCUGGAACAUGACUUCUCCAGGACCUAUUGAUAACAUAAUACGGACAGAACUGGCUGCCAGAGAGGGGUCAUACACAAGAAAACAAAAUGUCAAAAUGCUGGUUGGCACAUGGAAUGUGGGACAAGGAAGAGCCUCUCAUGAAGCACUGAUGACAUGGUUGGGUUCUGCUGUCUCGGAUGUUGGCAUUGUUGUUGUUGGAUUGCAGGAAGUAGAGAUGGGUGCAGGUUUUCUUGCCAUGUCUGCUGCAAAAGAAACUGUAGGACUUGAAGGCAGUGCGGUAGGACAAUGGUGGAUUGAUACCAUUGGAAAAGCCUUGGAUGAAGGGACAACUUUUGAACGCAUGGGUUCCAGGCAAUUGGCUGGCUUGCUUAUUUCUCUUUGGGUGAAGAAAAAUCUUAGAACACAUGUUGGAGAUGUUGAUGCGGGAGCAGUUCCCUGUGGUUUUGGUCGUGCGAUCGGUAAUAAGGGAGGUGUAGGUUUGAGAAUCAGAGUCUAUGAUAGGAUAAUAUGCUUUGUGAACUGUCACUUGGCUGCACACUUGGAAGCAGUAAAUCGUCGAAAUGCUGAUUUUGACCACAUCUAUCGAAACAUGGUCUUCAACCGCUCAUCUAGCCUUCUAAAUAAUGCAGCUGGUAUGGUGCCAUACCUGUUUUUGUCUUGCUCUCUUGCCUUCUCCACAUAUUUAUUUUGGCUGCUUUACUCUUCUGGCUUGCCGUUGGCCCUCUCUAUUGCAGCUGGUGUCUCAACUUCUGUUCAUACGCUUCGGGCUACAAAUGUUGCUGCCGUCAAUCCUGAAGAACCAAAACCUGAGUUAUCUGAUGCAGACAUGGUUGUGUUUCUGGGUGAUUUCAAUUACCGGCUCUUUGGCAUAUCAUACGAUGAAGCACGAGACUUUGUUUCCCAGAGAUGCUUUGACUGGCUUAGAGAAAAGGAUCAGCUUAGGGCUGAGAUGAAAAAUGGGAAAGUUUUCCAAGGCAUGCGUGAGGCACUCAUUAGAUUCCCUCCUACAUACAAGUUUGAAAGGCAUCGGCCCGGCUUAGCAGGAUAUGAUGCUGGCGAGAAGAAACGUAUUCCUGCCUGGUGUGACAGAGUAAUAUAUCGCGACAAUAGGUUCACUCCAGCAUCAGAAAGUAGUUUAGAAUGCCCUGUAGUAUCAUCUGUUUUAUUGUACGAGGCCUGCAUGGAAGUGACUGACAGUGAUCACAAACCUGUUAGAUGUAAAUUCAACAUUCAGAUUUCCCAUGCUGAUAGGUCAGUGAGGAGAAAAGAGUUCGGGGACAUUAUUAAAACUAAUGAGAAAGUGAAAUCUAUUUUCGAAGAAUUAUUAUACAUUCCGGAAACCAUUGUCAGCACCAACACUAUAAUUCUACAAAACCAGGAGUCAUCUGUUUUCUACAUAACCAAUAAGUGCGUGAAAGAUGAGGCUACUUUUAGUAUAAUCUGCGAAGGUCAAUCCUCAAUCAAGGAUGAAGGUGAAACGCGUGAUUAUCAUCCAAGAGGCGCCUUUGGCUUUCCUCGGUGGCUUGAGGUAACACCAGCUGCAGGAAUAAUUAAACCUGAGCAAUCUGUAGAGAUAUCGGUACACCAUGAAGAAUCCCACACCCUUGAAGAGUUUGUUGAUGGCAUCCCACAAAACUGGUGGUGCGAAGACACACGAGACAAGGAAGUUAUGUUAACUGUCACUGUACAAGGAAGUUGCUCGACUCGAUCAUUCAGUCACCAAGUCCGUGUUCGCCAUUGCUUCUCAAACAAGACAGUUCGCGUUGACUCUAAAUCCAACAGUACUAAGAAAGCUUAAAAGAUUCUUUGAUUCUUUGGCAAUUUUUUCUCAUUUGGUCCAUAGCCUUCCUAUGCUCAAAAACAGUCUUUGAAAAUCUGGAACGAAAGAACCAUGAUACUACGAGUUAGGUAAUUGCAUAUUUUCUACAUUUCUUAGGAAAUCAAAAUUGUGAGGAAUCUUUUGCAAUUUUAGUUAACCAGUAAGUAUGCAUUUUUAUGUAAAUAGCCUGGCAACUGUUUUAGCCAUCUUAGUACAGGUGCCACUAUGCUCAGCUUAUACUUUGAUCAUAUCAGAUUCUUUCCAGUUAAAAGAUCAUGUAAUUUGUAGAUCAUUUUCUUCAA